Astrephomene gubernaculifera is the source of this 1554-nucleotide messenger RNA. NCBI's taxonomy places the organism in Eukaryota, Viridiplantae, Chlorophyta, Chlorophyceae, Chlamydomonadales, Astrephomenaceae. The record is from the annotation of a GenBank genome assembly.
AUUUAGAACACAGCAAGGUUAUCAAGCAAAGCAAGGUCGGCACUUGGGCGAGACCCCAGUUGCAGGGUGUAAAACAGCCUCAACCCACACCAGGUCCCGCCAGCGGCCCGCCCUGCAGCCCCUCCGCCUUCCCAGCUCUGCCCACCUCGGUACGCCAGCAGCCCGCGACCCCAACCGCCGCGACACCCACCGCAGCCACGCCUACAACCUCAUGGGCUGCCGCCGCGGCCGGCCCCGGUUCCGGUGUCACCUCAAUUCACGCGCCUUCCCCCGCCUUCGCCACGCCCAGCGCCGCACCCACCCCCAGCGGCGGCGGCGGCGGCAGCGCCCGCCUUAAAGGCGCCUGGGCACAAGGCCCCUUGGGGUCCAUGAGCCAAAAGAAGCAGGCGGCCCUAGACGAAAGGAUGCGAGGCAAGACGACGCCUCAAUCAGUGCCGCCGCCGCUUGCGUCCGGGGUGUGGGCUGCUGGCAGCCCGGCAGCUUCUGUUGGCAGCGCCGGCAGCGCCAUGACGGGUGGCGCUGGCGGCGAUGGGAGGACGGGCGGACGUAACGGCGGGCGACAGCAGCAGCAGCAGGCGACGACGCCCACUUGGGGAGGUCCGGGACAGGGACAGGGGCAAGGGCACCAGCGGGAUGGUGGUGGCGGCGGCAGCUCGGCAUGGGGAAAUGCACCAGGCCCGCAUGCGUACGGAAAAGGAGGAGGCCCGCCGGGCGCAUGGGGAGGGGGCAGCAGCGGCCUCUCCGGAGUUGUCUCGCCCGCCACUGGCAACGGAAACCAUCAGCACUCGGCGAAGCAGCAGCAGCAGGGUCAGCAGCCGGCGCAGGCAAGCGGUGGCAUUAAGCGCAUUGUGCCGAAGCCCGUACAGCAGCAGCAGCAACCCGGCUCAGCUCCCGGUGCAACACCUGGUGGGGGUGUCGGGUCUAAGCACGGCCCGCCAGCUGUGGUUGAAGGCGGGUCAGCAGCUGCUGGUCCCAGCGGCAGCAGCCCUGCCAUCAGCGGCGGCACCCCGAGCGCAUGGGGGCUAACACUGCACACAUCCAAGCAGCGGCAGCGCCAACAAUACCACCAACAGCAGCAGCAACACCAGCAGCAACCUGUGCCCGGAAUGGGCGUGGGCAAGGAGACGCCCUCAGCCCAGGGAGCCGCAGCUGCUGCUGAAGACGGCGGCGAGCCCUCGACGCCCUGCAGCGGGCCUGGCGGGUCCCAGGGCCUGCUCUUCGCCGCUUCGACACCCGCUUCCAUAGCCCUUACACCUGCGACGCCGCGCCCGUCGCUGCCUGCACCCAUAGCACCCCUCCCACUACCCAUCGCUCCUGUAGCAGCACCCAAGCCGGUCCCGGGCGGCGGAGAGCCCGUCACCCCCGUGGAGCAAACCGUACCCGCCGUCAGCGGAAGCCUCAGUCGCCAGGGAAGCGCCGUGUUCGAUUCCUCACACCGCAUGCCCUUCACCAGCCCACCCUCAGUAACCUCCUACCCGAAAGGGCGACCGCCGACUGCGCCUCCGCCCCAGCCAUCACAACCACAUCCGCAGCCAGCUGUUGGUCAUGCGGGGG